AAGCGCCCAAAUCCGACCCCCCCAAAUGCCUUCUCUGUGAUGGUCUGAUUCUGAUGGAUGCUCCCCACCUGCUCUAGCGGUCUAGCCCCAGCUCGCGCCGCCUCGCUUCCUCCGUUCGCGACGCCGGCAUUUCGUGGCGCCUUAUCCUUCUCUGCCCUUCUGGUGGGUGAGAUAAAGGGGCAGCGGGUUGUUUUUUCUGAAGGUUUCGCGGCCACUUCCAGCCGGAUCCACGGCCGCGGCCACCGCCGCCGCUCCCUCGGCCUGGUGGAGAGGAGGGGUGAUCCAUCCGAAGGUGGCGGUUCCAUUUCUUGUUUUCCUGAUUGCCUGAGUAAUUGUGGACAUGAAGAGACUUCUGUGGUGCUGUUGAAGAAUUAGUGCCAGUCUCGAUUUCUCCUGAUGGAUAAGCAGGGCAACGCCAAGAACGGGGAAGUGGGGAACAAUGUGUUUCACAGGAUGAUUCUUAAUCAGUUUGCUGGGGACUUAGGUCUCGACGAGGACAAUGUGCCUUGCAAUACUCCAAGAAACUCCGCUCGCUCUGCAUUUGGUGGCAGGGCAGUUGCUUCUACUAGCAGCAACCACAGCACUGAUUCAUUGAGCCCAGGCGAAUAUGUGAGGGAUCCUGGAUCCCUUCUAAGUUUACAACCAUGGAUUUUUAGAAGAAACGGCUCACAGAACCAUGGGGAAAGUGUGCUUGCGAGCGGUAAGGGCAAGAAUCGGGUCGAUGUCCUUCGAGAGGGUCAUGCUGUUGGAAUCUCACCAAGGAGUCCUGGUCUUGGUUCUGGGCCUGGAAGAGGUUGUGGAGCUGUUAGGAGCAGAAGAUCUCGUUCGAAUUUGAUGAAGCCACUUGUGCCAAUGGACAACUCCUACGUCCCACAGCUUUACAGUGAGAACUUUGAAAUCGAAGAAUGCACAUUUGCUCCAGCUCCUUCCCCAGCUUCUGCUAGGCCAUUCAUUGUGACAGAUGGUACAAGGAUAAUUAGUAAAUCACGCUAUGAGCCAGUACCUCUGCCCUUUAAUAUCGGAAUAGACAAGGAGGAAUGUAGAGGCACCUCAGCGAUGCUAGGAGGUCUGAUUGGAAUUGUUCCUCUACCUGAGUUGAAGAAACUCAAACAUGAGUGCAGAAAUUCACAUGAUGGAAGGCUUGGUCUGUCUGGUUCUCAGCGAAGUAGCAGCUCACAUGAACAAGCAGGUUUACAUGAUCGAUUCCUCCUAUUCUCUACUGGGGUGAGCAUUGGUAUUCUAUGGUCUUCUCUGUCAAACAAGAAGGAAUUUGAUACGCUGAAGGGCACACUAAAACGAAUGGAAAACUUAGUUCAGGAUUUACAAGAUGAACUGGAGAUGAAAGAGGGUUUAACUGUGAAGGAAUUGCCUAAUGAAACUUCUAGCGAACAUGAUGAUGAUAAUAGCAAACCACAAGUAGUUGAUUCAGAGGCAAUGAGCAAAAUUGAAGCGGAGCUUGAAGCUGAGCUUGCAAGACUGGAACUGAAUAUCACUUCGAAACGUUUGGAAGAAGAAACAUCUGACUUCAAUGAGGCUGACAAGGAGUUCAUUGGUGACAUUGUUUGUGGGGAACUGAAAGCUGAUAUGGUCCCCCGGGACGUCACAGAUUACAGCAGUGAAUGUGACUAUGGCAGGGACAGCAGGGAAAGUUCCCCAGACUACACAUGUGGAGCAAACUAUCCCGUCUCACCUAGAGAUCUCAGCAUUCGUCUCCACAAGGUGAUCCAACGUAGGCUUGAAGACCGAGUCAAGGAGCUUGAAUCAUCAAUUGCCCACAGACAGAAGCAGGCGCAACUACAGAUGAUGGUGACUGAUGAAAUAUUCUCUGAACCGAUAUGCUCAAACAGUGAAUCAGGUUCUUCAGGACGAGGAAGUCCCAUUUUCAUACAAGAAAUUAGCUCCUUGGCAGAACCAUAUUGUCUAAACCUAUCUGGAGACGCGCUUGAAGCUUAUGACGAAGCUUACGAAGAAUUCAUGAGAAUUGCGGACUCCCCUUGCACUACAAGUACAAAUGGGAAGGCACAGGCAACCGAAGAUUACCUGGUAGACCGUGGUUUAAUCUGGGGAAUGGAGGACAGCUCUACGAAGCUGAAAGAAGUACCCACUUGGGAGAGAGUUCUAAAGAGCACAGAUCCUAACAGGGAUCAAGAGAGCGAUAGAGAUGAGUCGGACGACGAAGACGACGACUGUAAAGUGCUGAUUCAGCAGAUUGUAGAGAGAACUAAACAAGGUUCCCCUGUACUUGUUAACGCUCAAAAACUUCUGUUUUCUGUGGAUCAAUAGGCCACUUCACUAUACACCAUUUAUUUUUGAGAUAUAGCAUGUAGUGUCGAAUUAUUAUUGAGAAAGGAAAAUUAUUAAUUGUU
Molecule: messenger RNA, 2366 nt
Organism: Zea mays
Lineage: Eukaryota; Viridiplantae; Streptophyta; Magnoliopsida; Poales; Poaceae
Biological process (GO): asymmetric cell division
Source: RefSeq, marked validated